AGUCAGUGCCGGGAGCGCUGCUAUGGCGUUCCUCGGACCCGCGGCUCCUCCUCACACAGUGCUCGAGGCGGAGGCUAGGAGAGGGCCGAGGAGGAGGAGGCGGGCGGCUGGCCGCCGCAAUUGCAGAGCCGGGGCCAAGGGAGGCGGAGGCGGAGCGGGAGCCGCCGCAACCAGCCGGGCCGCCUGCAGUGCUCCCCUGGCUUGAGGGCGCGGGGCGCCAGCCAUGCCUCGGUGUGGCCACUGAAGUCGGGCGCCGGCGUCCCCGCCGCUGUGCCUCGUCGUCCGGCUGCCCGCCGCGGGAGUACGGAGCCGCCAGCCAGCCAGCGGUGGCGCGGGCGCAGGAGCGCGGGGCCGGAGGAGGCGGGGAAGAUGGACCCGGCUCCCUCGUUGGGCUGCAGCCUCAAGGAUGUGAAGUGGAGCCCAGUGGCCAUGCCGCUCGACCUGCUGGUCAGCACCUACCGGCUGCCCCAGAUCGCGCGGCUGGACAGCGGAGAAUGCGUGGAAGGGCUUCGGGAGAAUGACUACCUGCUGAUCCAUUCGUGCAGGCAGUGGACGACCAUCACUGCCCAUAGCCUGGAGGAAGGUCACUAUGUCAUUGGGCCAAAGAUAGAGAUCCCUGUACAUUAUGCAGGACAAUUCAAGCUGCUGGAACAAGACCGAGAUAUAAAGGAGCCGGUGCAAUAUUUCAACAGUGUGGAAGAAGUGGCCAAAGCAUUUCCUGAACGUGUGUACGUCAUGGAGGAAAUUACAUUCAACGUGAAGGUCGCGUCGGGUGAAUGCAAUGAAGACACUGAAGUUUACAACAUCACCCUGUGUACUGGGGAUGAACUCACCCUAAUGGGGCAGGCAGAAAUCCUUUAUGCGAAGACCUUCAAGGAGAAGUCACGUCUCAACACUAUCUUCAAAAAGAUCGGGAAGCUCAAUUCCAUCAGCAAGCUGGGGAAAGGCAAAAUGCCGUGCCUCAUUUGUAUGAAUCACCGGACCAACGAAAGCAUCAGCCUUCCAUUCCAGUGCAAGGGCAGAUUUAGCACCCGAAGUCCCCUGGAACUGCAGAUGCAGGAAGGGGAACACACCAUCCGAAAUAUCGUGGAGAAGACUCGGCUCCCUGUGAAUGUGACGGUGCCCAGUCCCCCGCCCAGAAAUCCCUAUGACCUCCACUUCAUUAGAGAGGGGCACCGCUACAAGUUUGUGAACAUCCAGACCAAGACCGUAGUGGUUUGUUGUGUGCUGCGCAACAACAAGAUCCUCCCCAUGCACUUCCCUUUGCACUUGACUGUCCCCAAGUUCAGCCUCCCGGAACACCUGGUGAAGGGAGACAUGUGGCCAGAGACCCUAGUCCAUCACUGGCUUGGUAUCUGCCAAGAGCAGUUUGACAUCGAUGAGUAUUCACGGGCCGUUCGCGAUGUGAAAACGGACUGGAAUGAAGACUGCAAGAGCCCCAAAAAGGGCCGUUGCUCUGGCCACAACCAUUUACCCAAUUCCCUCAGCUAUGCCCGCGAUGAGCUCACCCAGUCCUUCCACCGGCUCUCAGUCUGUGUGUAUGGCAACAAUCUCCAUGGCAAUAGUGAGGUGAAUCUCCAUGGCUGCAGGGACCUUGGGGGAGAGUGGGCCCCCUUUCCUCAUGAUAUCCUUCCCUAUCAAGACUCUGGUGACAGUGUGAGCGACUACCUUUUCCCGGAAGCUAAUGAGGAGUCAGCGGGCAUUCCAGGGAAAACAGAAGUUCCCUAUGAAGAGCUGUGGCUGGAGGAAGGCAAGCCCAGCCGCCAGCCUCUCACUCGCUCGCUCAGUGAGAAGAGCAGGUGCGACACCUUGAGAGGCUCCACGCGGUCCACAUGUGCACCCUCCUCUCCUCCUGCCCCUGCGACCCUGGGAGCCACAAUGAAGUCUUCAGAAAUCGCCCUACCUCCACCUCCAGUGCCUCCCAAAUCUGAAGCUGUCAGGGAAGAAUGCCGGCUCCUGAACGCCCCACCUGUGCCGCCCCGAAGUGCAAAGCCUUUGUCCACAAGUCCCUCCAUCCCUCCUCGCACAGUCAAGCCAGUUCGGCCACAGACGCGAUCUCCAAGCCCCACCCUGUCUUACUAUUCUUCAGGGCUGCAUAACAUCAUCACUCAGAGUGAUACAAGUCCUCCCAACAGUGCUCCUGUCACCUGCUACCCCUGCACCCGAGUGAAGAGUGACUCUGUGGACCCCAAGUCCCCAUUUGGAAGUCCUUCUGCUGAAGCUCUGUCCUCCCGGCUCUCGUGGCCCAACCAUUACUCAGGAGCAUCAGAGAACCAGACAAGGAGUGACUUUCUGCUCGAUCCAAGCAGGAGCUACAGCUACCCCAGACAGAAGACACCUGGCACACCAAAGAGAACCUGCCCAGCCCCUUUUGAUUUUGAUGGUUGCGAGCUCCUGGGCAGCCCGCCCAACACGACCUCUGCAGAGUUUAGUUGCAUUGGUGUCUCCAGUUGCCCCAAGUCGGCCAGCUAUUGUCUGGAGAACUCUGAGGACAAGUCCCUUGCAGCUGGCAUGACCAAGCAGAGCGUCUCCUGCCCUGCCUUACCCCCAAGGGCCCCAAAGCCAGUGGAACAGAAAGCCACCCCUGAAACAUCUCCUUUGCCUCUGAAAAUUGAUGGUGCUGAGGAGGACCCCACAGCAGGGUCGCUGGACCUCGCCGAGGACCAGUAUUUUGUCAGGAAGGGCAUGCAGGACAUCUUCUCUGUCUCUUACCCUUUCUCAUCUCCGCUCCACCUCCAGCUGGCCCCCAGAUCCUGUGGGGAUGGUUCCCCGUGGCAGCCACCUGCUGACCUAUCAGGACUCUCCAUAGAGGAAGUGUCCAAGUCUUUGCGGUUCAUUGGUUUGUCUGAAGACGUCAUAGCCUUCUUUGUCACUGAAAAGAUUGAUGGGAAUUUGCUUGUUCAAUUAACAGAAGAGAUCCUCUCAGAGGAUUUCAAACUAAGCAAACUACAGGUAAAGAAAAUACUACAGUUUAUUAAUGGCUGGAGGCCCAAGAUAUAGCCAGAUGGCCCCAUCUGUCAUGAGACAGCUAAGAAACGUGCUGGAAGGGGUGGGCUAGGACACAGAUUCAUGUUUUUGCACUUAAAAACAAAACAAAACAAAACAAAACCUUCUCUGUAAAUAGAGAUAAGAGAAAGUCUUACUAUGCAGAUUCCGUUUCCGAAUGGUGAACAGGCUAUUUUGUACAUCAAUAAAGAUGCUAUACAGAACACUUAGAGGUGUGCCUUGUACAUCACUCAACAUUCAACAGCUGCUAAAAGAACUGAAGUCAUAUCCAGAGAACUCAUUUGUACCCCAAUAGGUCUUGGAGAAGGCAUGGUAUUUAUCACAAAACAGCCAAAGCUGAAACACAUAGACACUUGUGAGCAGUUUGCGUCCUGGGGAGUCAACCGGGACAGUUCAUUGUAUUCUGUGGCUUGCUUUGCUUCCUGCCGGUCGUUUUCCUCCUGUGCCUGACAAUGUUAGUGGUGUGAAAUGACACUUUAAUGUCCUAUGCUUGGUGGAGAUCUUUUUAUCAAAAGGCAUUUUCCAAAAAUCAUGUUUUGAUAGAGGAUAUUUGGUGUCCUUAGGAAUGACACAAAUCGUGACCAUUACAUUUAGUCUGUAACUGCUGCUAGUUUCAUUAAGCAGAGGAAAAGAAAAAAAGAAAAACAAAAAGGUAUGUGUGUGUGUGUGCAGUACACACAGAUGUGUUUUAGUGUAGUUUUUUAAUCUGAUAUUUUAGAUAACAUCUUUGUACUUUAUAAUAUCCACUGAGGUUUCCAGGCUUUUAACUGAGUGGAUUCUCUCAAGAACAGUUGGCUUAACGAUCCCAAAGAGUCUCAGAACCUGACCUUUGCAGCUCGGCCUCCUAGGCUCCAGCCUUGAAAACUCAGAAGCAAUUAGGAAAGAUUCUGUUGAAGAAUUUAAUGUGCUUUGUAAGCCCAUGAGAGGGCCGAUUCUUGCAUAUCUGUGCUGACAUUUGGGGAAAUGACAGCUACUUCGGAACCUUCAUCCCGUCCUCCUGUGUGCCCCAGUGAGAGGUCUGAAAAGCCUUUCUCCACAAAUGUGAGGUCUGCUCGCACACCUCUUAUGUUAGGAAACCUUGUGACUCAGACAGACCAACUCUCUAUUAUAUAUGCCUUAUCUCUGCACUGAUCCUACGAUACCAGUAAGAGUACUUGCUAAUUCCAUGGUCGACCCCUUUCUCCUCUUCUAAGAAACACUAAUUAUCAUACUCCUCUUAUGAGAAUUCCAGAACAUGUCUAAGAAUUUUGCUAAAUGUGAUUAAAUACCCUAAAAUAUACCAUCACUUCCUUUCUCUUGACUGUUUGAAGGCAUUCUAACCUCAAAGAGUUCCUUUUUUUUUUUUUCUGAGCAACUCGGGGACUCCAUCCAGUCCCUGAGUCUGUCCCUAGAUUCUCACUGGGUAGACAUCCUGUUAGUGAUGCACACCUGGGCUGCUCAGGUAAGAUGGUCUGACCACCAGGAGUCGGCGUGUCCUGAAUGGAUGACCAUAUUUCAUCAUGUCUUCCUGUUUACCAAAAAAGAAAAACCCACCGGUCAUGUGGGUUUUCAUUUGCAGCCAUGUGAAGUACAUCAUUAUUUCUUGCCAUUAGAGAUCUGCUUAAUUCCAUCUUGUGAUAGAGUUGAGAUGAAUUGAUACUUAGUCUAAUUUCUCAUCUCUGAUCUCAUUACUAAGAAAUGGCUUUUAUCCCUUCCUAACACAAUCCAAAUGUAAAUACUACACUGCAAAUAAAAAGAAUUGUCCAUAAAACAGGCAACUGGAAUGCUUCCAGAGUCAGUCAUGAAUCUGUGAAGUUUCCAUACUGCCCUCUCACACCCAAGACUCAUGGAGAGUCUGUUUCAGAAAGCAGCCCUCUAAGACUAUACUUUCAGGGAUCAUUUCUAUAGUUUGCAGAAAGCAGCCCUCUACGAGGGGAACUAACUCCUUAGAAAGUUUAACCUAUCCUGAGAAAAUUAACUUCCCUUGAGAAUAAAGACAGACAGUUUGCAGUGGAGACACUGCAGGUCCCCACUGGAAACCCUUGCUUUAUCCAUCCUCCGGCACCCAGCCUUUGGCCAUGAUUCUCAAAUUCAGAAGCAAGCCCUAAGUUUGGUUUGCAUUUGCUGUGAAGGUUGCCUGUGUAAACAACUGAUCCUUACACAAAACAAGAUUGUCAGUCUUCUUUUAGUUCAUUUGCUUUGAUCUUGACAUACUUAUGUCAAGUCUGUUUCGAUUGGAAUCCUGGAGCUUUCCUUAGAGCAAGGACUGGUCCUGGGGUCAUACAUUCAUUGUACAUGGCAUAAGCACCCUCUGUGCCCGACCCAAGGCUGAGAAAAGUCCUAAGCUCUGCCCUCUUGGAACUCGAAAUCACAAUUGCUGAUAGUGUAUAUGUGAGAAAGAGACUAUGAACAUUUCCUGGAAGCUGGAUGCAUGGAGAGUGAUGUGUCCCAUCUUUAAGGAGCCCACAGAUGGACGCAAUGGCAGGUGCCUCUAAGACAUACAAUAAAUCCCCCAGACAUUGGCAAAUACCCCCUGAUACUUGUAAUAUAUUAAAGGAGAAAUGUAUCUGUCUCCCCUGCUCCUAUUUUCUUUUACUGACUUGGGAUUUUUUUUUUUAAUGAUAAUCAGUACUGGCAUUUCUAAAAGCCACAUAUAAAUAUAACUGCCACCUCUGAGCUGAGCACCUGACUGAGGAGGAUCCUGACUAGACAAGGAAUUCAUAAGAAGCCAGAGAGAAUCAGACAGGCUACACAGAGCAGAAAGUAGAAACAGCCCUUGCCUUCCACAUCCUAAAGUGGAGCCUCUUCCAAAACCAGCCAGGUCAAGACAGUACCUCCACUAGUGGCAGAUUCCCUACCGUCCAGUGAGGGACAGUGGUACUUGUGGAGAAGUGCUAUCUAAACAGGAUCUCUGGGGGAAUCCUUAAACCCACAGCUAAAAUCAUCUUCCUGCCCCUGCCCUGUUGGAAGAGAAUGUGUUGGCAGUAAGCCAAGCCAAGCAGCUAAAAUGUAAAAUACGAAGUCAGUUCAGAGAGAAAGCUCAACUGUUCACCCACCGCUUCCUUCACAGAAUCUUCCAGACGCCUGCAAGUUCUGUCUUUAAGUUGAACUGCUCCAGUUUAUGAACUGUGAAAUGUCCACAUCUACUCUCUCUCAGCCCACACAGACCAUUCAAAUUUAUGAAGUUGUAUCAAACUGCCCAUUCAGCUAAAUUGGAGUGUUUAUUCCUGUCCUGCAGAAAUGCCACAACCUUCUGGGAAAUGUGACAGGCCAUUCCAGCUGAUCAGAUACAUAAACAACCUCCGUUCACGCUGCUGAGCCACCUGCACAUCAUCCAUAUGCCCCCUUGUGGUGUUCAGGGGCCUGGGAGUGGAUGGAUGGAGAACUCAUCAUUUUCCUAGUGCUUUGUGUAAUUAAUCAAGCCCCAUGCCUAUCUUCUGUAAGUACAUACCCUGAAUAACAAACUGGGAAACAAAAAGUUCUCCAAGGAACCCAGGAUAUUUGAGUUGCAGUCUACCAGAAAAAAAGUGCCAUGUAUUGGACACACGAGGCUUUGAGAAACAUGUCUAUUGUAUGAAUUCCCACUGCUUUACUCGAAAUCUGAAAGCUGCUAAGGCAAAAGAAUCAAAGGCCCAGAGGACAAAUAGUGGAAACGGAACUUUUGUUAUCCUGUAGGUUUGCAAUGUAGGAUUCUGUGGCCGUAUCAUGUCAGGUCACAUUUCUGGGUUUUCAAGAAGUCUUGUUUUCCACUUUGGCCACUGUGAUAGCCAGAAACAAGCGUGAGUGUGCUUCAAGCUAGAUGCAAGUGUCGUCUGCGCUUGUCUCCCUCUGCCCACCUCCGAGUCUUUGUAAUAGAGCUUAGCAGAUGUUGAGCUCCUUUGGUUUACAGUCUCCUGUAGGAUAGGGUUUCCAUAGUUCCCUAGCCAUAAACCUGCCCCCCGUUUUCAUAUGUUCUAUUUGGAAUCGUGUUUCAGCUAGAACUAGAAAGAAAGGAAAGGAGGAUGGAAGGAAGAAAGAGAGAGAAAGAAAAGAGAGAAAGAAACCCCCUAGAACUUGGGGCAUUUUCCUUCACUUAAGUGGAAAUUGUAUUUUCUAAGAAUUUGGAAGUCUCUGUACAGUUUCUGGGCUGGGAGAACAGUGGGUUCCUAGCCACACAUCAGCAGUUCAUUGUGUUGCUCUCUGGAGCAUUAUUUAAUGGGCCCAAUGUGUACCUCAAGAUAAAUGCAGUAUAUUAUGUCUAAAAAAGAAAAAUCCAUUGUCUGUUGAUUUAAAAGGUUCUGAAAUGUCUAUAAAUAAAGAAAUUUUCAAGGUU
Mastomys coucha (southern multimammate mouse) is the source of this 7297-nucleotide messenger RNA. It is a transcript of the gene Garem1, whose product is annotated as GRB2 associated regulator of MAPK1 subtype 1. The transcript is spliced from 6 exons. Lineage: Eukaryota; Metazoa; Chordata; Mammalia; Rodentia; Muridae. The record is from RefSeq and is a predicted model, not a curated record. Gene Ontology annotation, molecular function: proline-rich region binding. Gene Ontology annotation, biological process: epidermal growth factor receptor signaling pathway; cellular response to epidermal growth factor stimulus. Bases 370 to 3000 code for a protein of 876 amino acids.